AUGUCAGAAAUAAUAGAAAGAACUAAUCAAAUGCAAGAACAAAAACAGGAAGAAUCUCGAGAAUUUCAAGAUUACAAAGAUGAAGAAAAUCAAAUCAAUAGAGAAAUUAAAUUAAUAGAUCGUCAAACAUUUUCAUUCUCUGCUGAAUUAAUAUCUCAGUUUGAUAGAUAUCGUAUGCAAAUGCGUGAAAGCAUUAGACAUGAAAUAGAUUGUGACGAUGAUUGGCAACAGCCUAUAAUUACGUCAGAAGAUGAUGAACAUGACGACGACACAAUAAAUAAUAAUAGAUCAAUAAACAAGAGGAAGGAACAAAAGAAAAGUACUAGUAAAUUAAAAUUAUGUUUUUCUAAACCCAAAAAACAGAAAAGACGAUUACAACAUCAGCAACAAAAUGAUAAAAA
Entrophospora candida is the source of this 401-nucleotide messenger RNA. The record is from the annotation of a GenBank genome assembly. NCBI's taxonomy places the organism in Eukaryota, Fungi, Glomeromycota, Glomeromycetes, Entrophosporales, Entrophosporaceae.